AUGCCAUCGACCAUGUCUCGCUCAACGCCAACCCGGCAGUGGUUUCAGCCCGGUGAUGGCAUCGCCCGCGAGGUCAUCACCGCUGACAUCCAGCGCUACCUGGGCCCGGAUGCCCUCGUCAAGCCGGGCAUCGGCACUGGCGAGUACGAGGGCGUUGAAGGAUAUUGGAUCACUGCUUAUCGCACCCUGACAUCGCAAAUGGUGCAGGACUUGAAGCUGGAUUCGCAGCGGUGGCGUGCUGAAGUCCAGCAGGGACGAGUUGCCUAUCAAGAUUCAAGGACUCACCAGUCCAGGCAGUACUAUGGUCCCAGUACGCCGGCCCCGGAGCAGCCGUAUGCCCCGCCCUCGGCUUCCCAGGUUUACGCGGACCACCCGUCGUCUGCAGGAUACCGGGCGCCCGCCCAAAGUGCCUAUGGAGGAGGAGACUACACCUAUGCCCAGCCCCAGUCAGGAUAUGCCCAGCAAGGAGCCCACUAUGUGCCAGCCCCUGGAUAUGGACAAGGCCAAGUGAGGACAACCCCGUCCUAUGGAUCAUACAGCCAGCCGCCUGGCAGGGAGCCGGAGCCGCACUACUCAGGUCACCAGGAAUCGCCUAGAUACGGCUACCCGCCGUCAACGUCGGCACCGCCCGAACGCGUGUAUGCCCCGCCGCAACCAAGUACAACCCAGCAGUACUACUAUGCCGACAGCAGAAGUGCAGCCACGCAGCCGCCCCCUCAAGCUAACGAUCGUCGUCGUCGGCAGUAG
Molecule: messenger RNA, 747 nt
Organism: Lasiodiplodia theobromae
Lineage: Eukaryota; Fungi; Ascomycota; Dothideomycetes; Botryosphaeriales; Botryosphaeriaceae
Product: Transcription factor
Exons: 6
Coding region: 1-747 (248 amino acids)
Source: RefSeq, a predicted model, not a curated record